Molecule: messenger RNA, 1661 nt
Organism: Cuscuta campestris
Lineage: Eukaryota; Viridiplantae; Streptophyta; Magnoliopsida; Solanales; Convolvulaceae
Source: the annotation of a GenBank genome assembly
AACCAACCGAUGCUAAUACUCCCUUUUUUUCUAAUUAAUAAAAUAGCAAAGGCACCGGUUGUUUCUAAAGGCGAUGCAAUUGAUUUUGACCAAUUGCAUCGCUCGUAUUUGCAUCGGUACAAAAUCGAUGCUAAAGGUACAAAACAACCGGUGCCUUUGCCCUGUUUUGUAGUAGUGAGGUUAAAGUCUCUGUGACCCUUGUGCUUCCUGGAAUGGGUGAGCAUACCAUUCCUUGUUCGACUGAGCAUAUAGAGACUGUCGCCGAUUGCGAGGGGAGCUUCGUUGCAUGGCCAAAGUCGUUGGUGGGCCUUGGAGAUCCCCCGGUGCACACGGCUCGACAUGGCGACUUCUCAUCAAGCAAAUCUCAUCCUAUUCUCGGCGUACGCCCCACUGCUCCUCCUAGCUCUCCCGUACAGGAUGUUGUUGACUGGAGCUCAUACGUCUCACUCGGGCCGAGAUUGUUGCACGAUCAUAUGAUGGAGCACGACAUCACGACUGUUGGGUUGUUAGGUCCAGAGAACAUGGCGUACGUGGUAGAUUUUGGAGAUCACCAGUAUUUGGAUAGAGCACUCGAGACCUAUCACCCUGGAUACUUAUGUCGUUGUAUCUAUCGAUAUCGUCUUGGCAGUUACUUCGGGAACGGCACAUACCUCAGCUUAAGGCUUGACCGGAUUGGGUUGAUGUUCCCGGAGUACCCCAACAAGUAGGGGGUGUUGAGUGUGGUUAUUAUACCAUGCGAUUUUAAUGGCUCAUCGUCACUAUGUGUGCACAAAGUUCUUUACCGUUAUCCGAUGGCAAGUAAGGGUCGAUCCCACGGAGAAAGUUUGUACUUUUUAAAAUCAAAUUAGCAUGCAAACACAUUGUCACUAAAAUAAAACAAACUAACUACUACACAUAUGAUAAGACGUAUAAAACUUAUAAUAAAACUUAUAACUAAAAACAUAUAAAAACUUAUAAAUAUAACUUUUAUAAACAAAUUAGACUUAUAGAUAAGCUUAGUAAAAAACUUAUAUAAUAACUUAAAACACAAAAAGGGGGGGGGGGGGUUUGAAUAAAAAGUAAAUAUUUUUUGGUUUUUUAUAUUUUCUUAUUUUUUGGUUUUUUUUGAUAGAAUGGGGGAAACAUGCUCAAAAGAUAAUCAACUUUUCCAACUUAGGUAACCCAAGAAACACCGCCAAAAACCCGUAACAAAAUUAAAAAGAGAACGAACACAAAACGAACAUUACACGUAUAAUAGGCACUUAGACAAUAUAUUACGUAACUUAUGCACUUAAGAAUAGAAAAGAACUCAAAGGCUCGAGUUGAUUCAUAUCCUUGACCACAUAUGGAGGAUUGUCAACUCUCUAUAAGGCCCGGAGUCAAAGAUUCAAAGGCCUUUUGGUUACUUUGAACCCCCACUCACCUCAAGCGCUCAAACAAUGAUUCCAAAAGAUGAAAAAGUUUAUAAAAGAGCGAAUCUUUCUUUCAUUCUAACUCCCAUGCACAAAGUAUUCAUGAAGAACAUUUGAUACACUUUAAUAAACUUUAACGUCUAAUGAUGAAAAUAUUUUGCAGGUCUCCUUGAACAACUCAAGCAUAAGAAUUGUAAUCUAUUCACAUAAAAGAACAUUACAUAUUUUCAUUAAAUCAAGAGUUGUUUAUUGCGCUUAAACAAUCCCAAU